GCUGUCAAAAUAAAUGUCAAUGUCAUAAUGUGUAGCGAACAAUGUGAAAUAAAGCGUCAAGUAAUAAAAUAACACAUUCACGCGUUCCAAACUUAUUUUAAGUCGAAAUACAGUAACUGACAUGAUGUUAAAUCCCUGAGUUAUUUUAAAAUAUUUUGUGCUAAAGAUUUCAAAUACACGUUCUACGUAGUGAGAAUAUUAUAAUAAUGGCAAGGUCGCCGAAGGAUGAUCCGAGAUUUACGGAUACUGCAUGGAACUAUCAAUGUGAAACCGGUGAAAAAUGUGGCCUGAAUGAUAAUAAAGGUCCAAUUGCACCUAAUACAAACAUAAUAAACGACAGUUUGUAUACAAACCCCAAUUUCGCAACUGAUGUUUACAAGAACCAAUACAAUAUGCAAACGGCAGACUGCGCUCCCAAUAAGGAGGAAAAUGUACCAUAUAACUCGAUGCCGAAUGUCAACCGUAUGCAACGGCAAAAUUACGGUAAUGCAAUGCUUAAUUUAGGCAAUGGUCAACUAGUACGAGUGUUUUAUGAUGAAAACAAUCAGCAAUUGAUAUUCCCUAUGUCUGGUCAGUAUGAAUUGUUUAGUAGUAACCAGGGUCUUUGUGACGUACCAUUGCAAACUGCUCAACCCCCUCACAUGUUUACUCUGAACCAAGACUUUACUAUGGGUCAUAACAACUUGCAAACAUCAACAGCCACAAUACAAAAUGCUGUUUACAAUCAAGAAGGAAUGACUCAAGCAUCAAAUCAACCUACUUCUAACUUCUUAAAGGAAGUUUUAGGCAAUUGGGAGCCUAACUCAAGUGGCACUUAUUCACCAUUUGGGCAAAAUUACCCUUUGAAUCAUCCUGAUGCUCCAUCCUUGAAUAUUUUGCCUCACACCCAUAUCAAUGACAUCAAUACCCCAAUUAAACCAGACCAUUCUCCAAAGAGAAAUGAGAAUAGUCCCUUAGCUGAAACAAACAUAAAGAAACGCAUAGUAGCUGAGGUAAAACCAAUGCGUCCAAGCUACUCAGAUGUUCUCUCUAAGAAUACUAAGUCAACUCAAGGGGAAACUACAAAUAAAAUGAAACCACAGAAUAAUUUAGAAAAGAAACCAAACAACAAACAACAUUCUAAAACUGAUAAACCCUUGAAUAAUGUGAAACUACAGAACAAUGAUAACAAAAACAGAAAUGAAAAGAUUCAAAACAACAAUAUAUCUUCUGGAAGCGACUCAGGGGAUAUUAAUACCGAUGAUAAUGAGAAGUGCCAAAAACCAACAAAUAAAAAAUCUAAAAAUAAACGCAACAAUAUGUCUCGCAAGUGGUCAUCACUGGACGAUGUCACCAAUGAAGAUGAGCUAACUCCAAAUCAAGAGAAUGAGAGUCAAUUUGUGUUCAUAAAAAACCAACCUGAGAAACAAAAGAAAGAGAAAAAGGUUGAGAGGACCAAGGCUUGCGAUAAAAAUGUUGAAGAAGAGUACAAAGAUGAUGAUGAGAAGUCCCAAUUUGUGCUUCAAGACGGGCAGAACGACCUCAAGGCCAAGAAGAAGAAGGAAAUUCGAAGCUACCAUAAAGCAAAACCAGUGCAGGAUAAAAAGAAAACCACACAAACAAAAGUGCGUAGGAACAAGCCUGGUUAUAUAGGCCUCGCUCAAAACUAUUUGGAGCACUGGGGAGGGGCAACUUGGAAAGCACUUGUGUGGUUUUUGUACUUGCUAUCUGAUGUUUGCCACAUGAGCCUUCAUCUUUCUUUUGACUUAUGCACCUCUGUAUUUACGCAGUCAUACGUGAGUUGCCAAACAGUAUGGCGCAGUAGCAAGGAAUGGCUCUCCAAACUUCGCGACAACAAAUAUUUGACGUAUAUUGACAGGAAAUUCGGACACACACGUUUCGCGUUCUGGCGACGACUGAAAUGGUUUAGAAAAGAUAAAGAUUGGGAUAGUGACAAUGAAUCAAGCAAGCUUAACACAAACAUACCACUGCCUGCCACUGGAGAAGAAGCUAUGAAGAGAUUACUGGCAUGCCAAGGAAAGGACCCAUAUAGCAUUUUAGGUGUGAGUGAAUCGUGUACGGAUGAAGAAAUCAAACGCUACUACCGCCGGCAAGCUUUCCUCGUUCAUCCUGAUAAAAACCAGCAACCCGGAGCCGAAGAGGCCUUCAAGAUACUGCAGCACGCUUUCGACCUUAUUGGAGAGCCGGAGCGUCGCGAUGAAUACGAGAGGAAGGCGCAGGAGUCGCGCCACGUGGAGGCGGCGUGGAGCGAGUUCAGCGACCUCAUCGCGCAGCUGCACGACAAGAUGGAGUUUGCCGCCAAUACUAUCAGAUGCACAAAUUGCGGGCGGCGGCACAAGCGCGUGGCGACGGACCGGCCGUGCUACGCGGCGCGGUACUGCGCGCAGUGCAAGAUACGACACUCCGCUAAAGAGGGUGACAUCUGGGCCGAAUCUAGUAUGUGGGGUUUGCUCGUCAUGUAUUACGCAUGUAUGGACGGCGCCGUGUAUCAAAUAACCGAGUGGGCCACUUGUCAGAAGAAAAACCUGAAGCAACUGCGAGCGGACUGUCACAUAGUACAGUAUCGGAUCGUGCUCGGGAACAAGGCGGCGGCAGCUGAUGUCAACCAGAGGCCAUCUACUGGACACGAUCCAAAUCUCGAAGAAUUUUUGAACAAUUUGUACAACAAGUCUGGCGUAUUUCCCAACACUGCCAACCCAAAACAAGCUCCCACCGACAACGCGGAAGCGAAGAAACGACGCAAUAAAAAACCUAAAGCUUAAAAAAGAAAAAAAAUGUUUGGCUUGAACGCGCGAAAUUUAAAUUUAGAAUACAGUUGAAAAGAGACCUGACAUACCCCAUACAUUAUCUGUGAACAGUUGCCUUUGAUAAAGAAUAUAUAUUGCAGAAAAUAGAUUGUAUUCUAUAUAAUACUAUAUCUCAGAGCAAAAUAUACAAAUUAGCCCUUAAUGUGUUUAACUAAAGAGAAAAGUUCUUAUUUCAACUGCAGUUGCAUUAAUAUAAUCGUAUAAAAUUUUUAUGAAAAAAUCUAAUAUUUAAAGUGGUUGAUUUUUGGCCUUUUUUCUUUAGUAUAUCUUAAGCCAAUCGAAUAAUACUAAUCUAUGUCAUUUUAAUUGUUUAAUUUCUUAAUUAUCUUUGUAAAUGUAAUUUUUUCUUUCAAAUAACAACAGCUAGUGUGUACUAAAUAACGCUAUAUAAUGUACAAUGUAUACAUAAAGAUCACAUUCAUAUUUUUGAUGCUUAUAAUAUUCUUCAUUUACAAUAUUUUCAAAUGUUUAUGUAAGUAGCAUAAAGAGAAGCAUUUUUGCUUAAAAAACUCGCUUUGUGCUCUAAUCAAUUUAUUCAUUAUUACGUUAUAUUUUAUUAUAAAUACAACCCCUAACAUACAGAUCGCAUAUAUGUCAAAAACACCCAACACACCAUUGAAAAUCACUUGAAACGUAAUUAUGCUUCUCUUAAUGACAAUUUAUGUUUACACCAAAUAGUACAAUGUCGUUUGCAUUCAUAAUAUUUUAAUGUUAAAAUUACCGUUAACACUGUAAACGAGAUGUUGAAUUUAUUUUUGUGUGGUGUUCAUUAUAAGCAUAUAAUUUUUAUUAUAAGUCGACACUGAAUUUUGUGAAUUCAAAGAAAUGUUCUACUAAUAACACUCAAAUUGAGAUUAAAUACUGCAUUGUCUCAAAUUUGUUAGAGUAUUAAAAAAUCUGUCGAUUUAUUAUAAAUUUGAGUGGAUCGGAGCCGCACUGCCUUUAAGAGAUUAUAUUAGGUUAGAAGAGACCGCUGUACUAAUUGUGCGUAGGCGUUUGCGCUUCAUAUGUCAAUAAACAUGAAAGCAUA
Zerene cesonia (dogface butterfly) is the source of this 3837-nucleotide messenger RNA. Its product is annotated as dnaJ homolog dnj-5. The transcript has 9 exons. Bases 207 to 2762 code for a protein of 851 amino acids. The record is from RefSeq and is a predicted model, not a curated record. Lineage: Eukaryota; Metazoa; Arthropoda; Insecta; Lepidoptera; Pieridae. Gene Ontology annotation, molecular function: dopamine receptor binding.